AUGUAUAGGGUACUCACCCAUCUGUUAUCAGCCGCUGUGCUGGCCAGCUUGGCUGCUGCUCUCCCGGCACCAAGCCCAACCCUAGAAGAGCGAGCUAUCAAGACCUCAGUAGUCAUACCGCAAGGGACUAUCGUGGGCUCCGUCUCUAGCAAGGUUGAGAACUUUGGAGGCAUACCAUUUGCCCAAGCUCCAGUGGGAAAGUUGCGCCUAAAGCCACCGCAGAGACUAACCUCUUCUCUCGGUACUUUUGAUGCCACCGGAGCAGGUCCCGCUUGCCCGCAGAUGUUCUUCUCUACGGAUGGAGAUCUCCUCACAUCUGUACUAGGCGACUUGAUCAAUACACCGCUAUUUCAGACUGUCACGGGGCAGACUGAAGACUGUUUGACCAUGAGAGUUCAACGGCCCAAGGGUACCAAAGCAGAUGCCAAACUUCCUGUCCUCUUUUGGAUAUUUGGCGGCGGAUUCGAACUUGGCAGCCCGCAGAUGUACGAUGCCUCCUUGCUGGUCUCUAACGGUAUUGAUCAAAAUAAGCCGUUCAUAUUUGUAUCCGUGAACUACCGAGUCGGUGGGUUCGGAUUUUUAGCAGGAAAGGAGAUCCUUGCCGACGGGGCGUCGAAUUUAGGGCUUCUAGAUCAACGUAUGGGUCUAGAAUGGGUUCAAGACAAUAUAGCAUUAUUUGGUGGAGACCCUGAAAAGGUGACCAUCUGGGGAGAAUCGGCCGGAGCUAUCUCCGUGUUUGAUCAGAUGGCUCUUUACGAUGGUAACAACACCUACAAUGGGAAGAAGCUUUUCCGCGCAGCUAUUAUGAAUAGCGGGAGUAUAGUUCCGGCUCAGCCAGUAGACUGUGCCCGUUGCCAGGAUCUAUAUGAUACGGUGGUAAAAGCGGCGGGCUGCGCCGGGUCUGCUGAUACGCUUGAGUGUCUUCGCGAUGCGGACUACAAUACCUUCCUCAACGCUGCUAAUAGCGUUCCGGGUAUCAUAGGCUACACCUCUAUCUCUCUAUCAUAUCUCCCACGACCGGACGGCGUCGUUUUGACCCAAAGCCCCGACGCCCUCGCACUCAGUGGCAAAUAUGCAGCUGUACCUAUGAUUAUUGGAGACCAAGAAGAUGAGGGAACGCUUUUUAGCUUGUUUCAACCCAACAUUACUACCACCGACAAGCUCGUCGACUACAUCUGGAAGGUGUUUUUCCCCGAAGUCCCGAGAGAUGAUAUUGUAGGCCUUGUCAACACAUACGAUUCAUCAAUCACCGCCGGCAGCCCCUUCAACACCGGCAUUUUGAAUAGCGUAUACCCACAGUUCAAACGCCUUGCGGCAAUCCUGGGUGACAUGGUGUUCACUCUCACGCGGAGAAUCUUCUUGGAGUCAGCUCUUGCCGCAAAUCCCAAUGUGCCUUCGUGGUCAUACCUAGCGUCUUACGACUACGGUACCCCGAUAUUGGGUACAUUCCACGCCUCGGAUAUAUUGCAGGUAUUUUACGGAAUCCUGCCUAAUUACGCCAGCAAGGCUAUUCAAAGCUAUUACAUCUCCUUCCUAUACACGAUGGAUCCUAACGAGGGCACGAGUUCCAGCAUCGCGAAGUGGCCUCAAUGGAAAGAGAAGAGGGAACUCAUGCAAUUUUGGAAUAAUAAGAGUAACUUGUUAGCGGAUGAUUUCAGAAGCAAAAGCAAGGAGUAUCUAUCGGCUCGUGCCAAUAUUUUAUUAAUCUAA
Daldinia childiae is the source of this 1710-nucleotide messenger RNA. RefSeq names its product Lipase 4. Lineage: Eukaryota; Fungi; Ascomycota; Sordariomycetes; Xylariales; Hypoxylaceae. The transcript has a single exon. The record is from RefSeq and is a predicted model, not a curated record. Bases 1 to 1710 code for a protein of 569 amino acids.